CGGGCGCGCGCCCGGAGCGGCGGGAGGAGGAGGAGGAGGAGAAGGAGGAAAAAGAGGAGGAAAAGGAAAAAGGAGGAGGAGCGCACGGUACGCUAUGGCAUGGCAGGUGAAGAGGGCUUCUUUUUGGAGGAGAAAAGAUUCAAGCAGUGCUGUGAAGACUUUGUUAAACAUUCGCAGCAGAUAGGAGAUGGUUGGGAGUGGAGAGCCAGCAAGGACCUUGGUGAUGGUUAUCUUAGUAAGACACACUUCCAAGUAAGAAACAGACACAUCCCACCAGACCUCAAGGAGAAAAACAGUGAUAACACUGAAGAGAUGUUACUUGCACAUGUAGAAGAGCCCUGGGAUGACUCUCAGGCCGCCGGUGUUUGCGGCACAGAAGAAGUGGUUCGCUAUGAGUACCACGUCCUGUACUCCAGCAGCUACCAAGUGCCUGUGCUGUAUUUCAGAGCGUGCUUUUUGGAUGGAAGGCCUUUAAGUCUGGAUGAAAUAUGGGGAAGUGUUCAUGCAUCCUACCAGGCUCGUCUGCAGGAGGGGCCCUGGGACACUAUUACACAGCAGGAGCACCCCAUCCUUGGGCAGCCUUUCUUUGUCCUGCACCCCUGUCGAACCAAUGAAUUCAUCUCUGCUGUGCUGGGGAGCUCACAGGAGCACCACAGACAUACAAAUUACAUCAUUCUGUGGCUCAGUACCGUAGGCCCAGUUGUGGGCCUGAAUCUGCCUUUGAGUUACGCAAAAGCGGCAUCUGAGCAGAGCACAGAUUUGGCUGAAAGAGCCCAGAGCUGAAGGACUGGGAGUGGUUAGGCUGUGAUAAAGCUGCUGCAGACUUCCCUAGGGAUGAAGCUGGAGGAUCCUUCCUGGCUGGUUAGCCAUGCCAGAGUGGAAAUGAUUGCUGAUGGCUCUUUCCCGGGCCAGGACUCGCCACUGAUGAUGGUGGGAAUUGGCUGCUGCUGUGGAAACACCUCCCCAGCACCACCCAGACCUCAUCACCUGCCUCCUGUGCCCUUGGUGAGGCUGCACACAGAUGCACAAGCCGAGUUGUUGGAUGUACUGAACUUACCCCUAGAAGAUCUGCACCGUCUGUGGGGCAGAAAAUUCAAUAUAAACACAGAAAAAUUCCCAUGGGAUGUGGUGUGAGCUUGUGGCAGCCAGGGUAUGGGCUGAGACUGCUUCACCUGAGAGCCACCUUCUCCACCAGAGCCUGGUGAGGAACCAGCCCACAGAACAUCCUCAUCCUGGGAAUAUCCCACAUGUCACACCUCCUUAGGGAGCCAGCGGGGUCAGGACUGUGACAGGCAGAGCCCUUGGAGCCUGAGUGCAAUGAGCACGUCCAGCUCUGGAGCUCAGGAGCCUGGAGCAGCCGUGUGGGAACAUCUGGCUCUGUCGUGCUCCGCUGCCUGCCAGGGAAGCUCUCCGUGCCCCCUGGGAGCUGCUGCUCUUCCCAAUUAGUGUUUCUCCUUGUAGUUGUGGUUGCUCACAGGUUUGCUCCCUACCCUGCACUGCUUCUGCAGCCUCCCCUGACAGCUGUUGGCUUUUGGGGAAUUGCCUGGCGGUGCUGCCACUGAGAACCGGGUUAUGAGGAACUUCCCUACCACCCAUCCUGGCUUCUCUCCCCAUUUUAUUUGCAGUGUAAAACGGAGCAGCUGACAUUGAAACACAGAUUUUACUUUGCACAUGCAGCAAUUGUCACUUGCACACAGAGCCUAGUGAGUGCCACGUCAGAGCUGGGAGUGUGAAGUGCAUCCAGAUCCUGGUUUUUCAGAUUAUGUUUUUAACUUACUUGUCAUUGGUGGAUGUGGAAUACAGAGUGCAGUCCUUCAAAUUCCAUUGCUGGGGAGUUUGUUUGCCAGCCAUUUGGAAUUAAUAAUGAAAGCACAUUGUUUAUUUUGUUCUGCACCCUAACAACCUUUCUGAAAAGCUAUUUUUCCCAUGUAAGAUUUACAAAAUAUGGCCUGCAGCUACAUUAUUUUUUUUUAACACUUUUGGUAACACAUGCUUGAAAUUUGCAUCCACAGUUCAUUUGAAAAUUUAAGUGAGACUUAGAUAGGAGGAAGAAUCAACAAAAAGAGGUAACAGCAGGUUCAGGAGCUGUUGAAUGUUCACCCCUGCUCUGUGAUCUUCUCUUGUGAUACCCUGCAACAGAAGAAUAGAAGCACUCAGCCUUCAAAAUGUGGAAUUUAUUGUAAAAAAAAUAAAUAGUUUCAUUUUACAUGGAAAAAGUCUCAACACCCUUGGUUUCUACCUUAAUUUAGUAUUUGCAAACAGAG
Messenger RNA from Poecile atricapillus (Black-capped chickadee), 2264 nucleotides. It is a transcript of the gene ATG10, whose product is annotated as autophagy related 10. Gene Ontology annotation, biological process: protein lipidation; macroautophagy; protein modification by small protein conjugation. Gene Ontology annotation, cellular component: intracellular anatomical structure. Gene Ontology annotation, molecular function: Atg12 transferase activity. Lineage: Eukaryota; Metazoa; Chordata; Aves; Passeriformes; Paridae. The record is from RefSeq and is a predicted model, not a curated record. Bases 100 to 783 code for a protein of 227 amino acids. The transcript has 8 exons.